UACUCUCAUAGACAAAGUCUCUCUCUCUCUCUCUCUUUGCUAGGGUUUUUGCUCCGAGUCUCUGCACCUAGGGUGUCUCUUCUCUGCAAUCAGAUACAAUUCGAGCUACACACAGCCAUGCCACGAUACUACUGUGAUUAUUGUGACACCUACUUGACCCACGAUUCGCCAUCUGUAAGAAAGCAGCACAAUGCAGGUUACAAGCACAAGCACAAUGUUCGGACAUACUAUCAACAAUUUGAGGAGCAACAAACCCAAAGCUUGAUCGACCAAAGGAUUAAGGAACAUCUUGGGCAAGCUGCAGCUUUCCAGCAGGUUGGUGCUGCUUACAAUCAACAUCUAAUGGGUCAGAGGCCCCGCCUUCCUGUUCUACCUACACCCGUAAUGGCACAGAUACCUGGAAGUUCACCAUUACUCCCAGGGAUGAGGCCUCCUGUUUUACCAAGACCAAUUGCCGGGCCUCCAGGGUAUCUGUCUUCUCCGACAAUGCCACCUAUGAUGAUGCUUCCACCUGGUGCUCCUUCCAUGCCUGGUCAAUUGAAUGCUAUUCCAAGGCCUCCUGUGAGUGCAGCCACAACAGUUCCUGGAAACACAGCAGCACCCACUUCCAAUGGUGCUCCACCUAUGGUCAUGCAGCCAUUGUAUCAAGCCAGUCCAGCACCAUCAACAAGUGGGGGCUAUGAUAAUCUCAAUUCCAAUGCCCAAGCUACUGAGGCUAGUCAUUAGCUAUGAGAAACUGGCAAACAAAGCAAGCAAGAAAUUCUUGUGGUACAACAGACACCUCAGUUGGAAUUUCCAUCUCAUGGUCUUGUAAUCCUCACUAUGUAAUGUUCUUUUAAGAGGUUGUCAGCUGGUGGCUGAAUGUAGAGAAUAGUUGUGGAAUCUCAUUUAUGUAAACAUUAUAUAACAUUGAUACAUUUCUAGUUGUGGCUACAAGAAAAGUUUUGCAUGUCCAGAAUUAUUAUCUAAUUUGAAUUGCUCUUAUUCUGUA
Corylus avellana is the source of this 991-nucleotide messenger RNA. Its product is annotated as C2H2 and C2HC zinc fingers superfamily protein. Gene Ontology annotation, biological process: spliceosomal snRNP assembly; mRNA splicing, via spliceosome; mRNA 5'-splice site recognition. The record is from RefSeq and is a predicted model, not a curated record. Gene Ontology annotation, molecular function: pre-mRNA 5'-splice site binding; zinc ion binding. Gene Ontology annotation, cellular component: nucleus; U1 snRNP. Lineage: Eukaryota; Viridiplantae; Streptophyta; Magnoliopsida; Fagales; Betulaceae.